Messenger RNA from Acanthosepion pharaonis, 1443 nucleotides. The record is from the annotation of a GenBank genome assembly. NCBI's taxonomy places the organism in Eukaryota, Metazoa, Mollusca, Cephalopoda, Sepiida, Sepiidae.
AUGGAAACACGGACAGACUUGCGUCACCAUAUUUAUUGGUUUUUCUUUUGUCUUUUCUUUCUUUCUUUCUUCCUUUCUUCCUUUUUCUUUCUUUCUUUCUUUCUUUCUUUCUUUCUUUCUUUCUUUCUUCUGCUUUUUUGCUCCGCAUGUAACAACACCCCUUUUAUUCCGCCACUUCCGCUUAUUCCGCCACCUCCGCUUAUUCCAACACCCCUUUUAUUUCGACAACCCAGCUUAUUACGCCAUAUCCGCUUAUUCCAACACCCCUUUUAUUUCAACAUCCCCGCUUAUUCCACCACAUCUGCCUCUUCCAACACCCUUUUUAUUUCCACAUCCCCGCUUAUUCCGCCACAUCCGCUUAUUCCAACAUCCCUUUUAUUUCAACAUCCCCGCUUAUUCCGCCACAUCCGCUUAUUCCAACACCCCUUUGAUUUCAACAUCCCCGCUUAUUUUGUCAUAUCCGCUUAUUCCAUCACCCCUUUUAUUUCAACAUCCCCGCUUAUUUCGUCAUAUCCGCUUAUUCCAUCACCCCUUUUAUUUCAACAUCCCCGCUUAUUUCGCCACAUCCGCUUAUUCCAACAUCUCUUUUGUUUCAACAUCCCCGCUUAUUUCGUCAUAUCCGCUUAUUCCAACAUCCCUUUUAUUUCCACAUCCCCGCUUAUUCCGCCACAUCUGCCUCUUCCAACACCCUUUUUAUUUCACCAUCCUCGCUUAUUUCGCCACAUCCGCUUAUUCCAACAUCCCUUUUAUUUCAACAUCCCCGCUUAUUCCGCCACAUCAGCUUAUUCCAACACCCCUUUUAUUUCAACAUACCCGCUUAUUCCGCCACAUCCGCUUAUUCCAACACCUCUUUUAUUUCAACAUCCCAGCUUAUUUUGUCAUAUCCGCUUAUUCCAUCACCCCUUUUAUUUCAACAUCCCCGCUUAUUUCGUCAUAUCCGCUUAUUCCAUCACACCUUUUAUUUCAACAUCCCCGCUUAUUUCGCUACAUCCGCUUAUUCCAACACCCCUUUUAUUUCAACAUCCCCGCUUAUUUCGCUACAUCCGCUUAUUCCAACACCCCUUUUAUUUCAACAUCCCCGCUUAUUUCGCCACAUCUGCUUAUUCCAACGUGCCUUUUAUUUCAACAUCCCCGCUUAUUCCGCCACAUCUGCUUAUUCCAACAUCCCUUUUUAUUUCAACAUCCUCGCUUAUUUCGCCACAUCAGCUUAUUCCAACAUCUCUUUUGUUUCAACAUCCCCGCUUAUUCCGCCAAAUCCGCUUGUUCCAACACCCCUUUUAUUUCAACAUCCCCGCCUAUUCUGCCACAUCUGCUUAUUCCAACACCGCUUUUAUUUCAACAUCCCCGCUUAUUUCGCUACAUCCGCUUAUUCCAACACCCAUUUUAUUUCAAGAUCCCCGCUUAUUCCACCACCUCCGCUUAUUCCAACUUCCCGCUUUUUAG